AUGUCAGAAUUUCUGAAAACUCAAAUCGUAAAACCCAAGAGGCUAUCGUGUGUUAUUGCCUAUUUGGAAAGGCACUUAUUCAAAGACGCAUCGGAAAAGCAAGUUGAUUCAAAUACUGUUGGUAGAAUUUUAAAUAAAGAAGUAAAAUCACAGUUACCCACAGACACUUCUGAUAGCCUUUUAC
This is a messenger RNA of Acaulospora morrowiae, 184 nucleotides long. NCBI's taxonomy places the organism in Eukaryota, Fungi, Glomeromycota, Glomeromycetes, Diversisporales, Acaulosporaceae. The record is from the annotation of a GenBank genome assembly.